CGUAACGUCAGUGAUCACGUGUUACCCACUAUGAUUCGCUGAAGUUGUAGAAAAGUUUGACAAGCCCGAAGAGACACGAAAAAGCUGCUGAAAGAGCCAAGAAAGCAGACACAUUAUCGAGUCUAACGCUCUUUUUCUACCAACAAACGAUGGAAUCCGUCGCCCAGAAAGUGCUAACUUCGGGGUUCAGUCUUGACUUGGGUCCUCUGAAAGAGCCGUUGGCAUUCAUCCGUUUGCUAGAAUGGGUGUUCUCCAUAUUUGCCUUUGCUACGACUGGAGGUUACAGCAGUAGCAGCACCAUCAACAUCCAGUGCCAGGGGAGUGCCAGUCAAGAAAUACAAGCAAGCUUUAAUUACCCAUUCAGGUUGAUGCAGCAUCCCUAUAAUGUUCCUGACUGCAAAAUCAAUCAGACAAGCACCAGUGCUUACUACCUGACUGGAGACUACUCAUCCUCUGCAGAGUUUUACGUCUGCACUGGGGUGCUGGCCUUUCUCUACUGCACUGCCACAUUAAUCCUCUACUUGGGCUACCAGCAUGUAUAUAGAGAAUCUAGUCGCGGCCCCAUUGUGGAUCUGUUGGUGACUGCAGCCUUUGCCUUCUUGUGGUUAGUAUCAUCUUCUGCUUGGGCUAAAGGCUUGUCCGAUGUGAAGUGGGCCACCAGUCCUUCAUCCAUUGUAUCCCAACUCGUUGUUUGCAAGGAUGUCAAUAAUAAGUGCACCCCGGGUGCUUUUCCUCACAUGGGCCGACUGAACGCCUCCGUGAUUUUUGGUUUUCUUAACCUCAUCCUGUGGGGCGGCAACUGCUGGUUCAUUUACAAAGAAACACCUUUCCACAAAUCGGCCAACCAGCCUGCCGAUGCGGAGCGUGGUGUUGCGCCAUCAUAACUGCACAGCUUCCUCAUUUCGAAUUUGUCUAAAAUGUAGUGUUACUGAAUUACUCAUUUUGGUACUAAGUGUUCAAAGCAUAAGCAUACAUUUCCAAAACUGACUGCUUUUUUUUUGCUAUGUAUACAAUUUCGUUUUAGGGUUGUACUAUCUGAAAUACAUUUCAGACACUAAAAUUUGAUUUGUUCCUAGUGAAGUUAUUCAACAGCCAAAAAUGUUAUUCUCAUUGAAGCUCAUUUUGUAUGUUUUUACAUAUUUAUACCCAGGUUUCAAAACCUAAGUAUCCCUUAUUUCAAAUGGUACCGUGGACUCUAGAGUCUUGUUGGAGAUAAAUCAUAAUGAAGCAUCACUGUGUCAACCUGUUACCUGUCAGCAGUGUUUUGUACAUACAUACGGUACAUCAUUUAUGCCAUCAUCAUUUUUUUCUUAAAAAAAACAAAACAAAACUCAGGGCUAUUAAGUACACGACUUAUAAAAUACCUAAUAAACAUGAAAUACUUGAAGAGCAUUUAUUGUUAAGACAAGGCUAGACUGUAAACAAAACCAAAUGUCAGUCCAAUCCUAAAACAUACAGUAGGUCUCAAACAGUGUACAUAUAAUCAAUUAAUGUUAAAUAGUUGUUCAUUGGAAAGAUAACUCAGUUGCAAAUGAGAUUAUUUGUAAUGGGUGAAAGCAAUUUUAUUGAUUUUUUGUGUGUGUGUGUAUAUGUUUGCUUGCACCUCAUCUCAGUAUGUAAGGCUGAAUUCAAUAUUUCAGCCUCUAGCAUCUGAACACUAUGCUGAGUGUAGUGAAUGUAUCCAUUUAGAGCAUUUAAAACUGUUACUCUUACUUGGCAGAAUUUGUGAUAUUUCUCUGAAAGGACAUAUUUUUUUCUCUGUAUCCUGGAUGUUUCUCAUGUUUGAUGAAUUUCUACAAAAACAACCCAGAAAGGUCCUAUAGUAAAUCCUAUCUACUGUCUGAUGCAUCACUUGAGCUGGUUGUUAAUUCCUGUUCAUUUUCAAUAAACAACAUACUGAUCUCUAACCUGUUACUAAUUAACUGCAUAUAUGUUCUUGCUUCUGCCUGGUUUCCACCUUUACUUUGAUUUGGAGAAAAACUGUUUUUCUCUGUAACUGCCUUUAAUUCCUGCCUUGCUUGAUUCACAGUUUCUACAGCCUGAUCUGUCACCAUGUUGGCAAAAGUAUCAUGUAGAUGAGACUGAAGUUGCUAUUAUAGUCCAGGAAGAAAUUGUGUAGACAUGAAAUGCUGUGCAUCAUUAAAAGGAAGAGCUGGA
Molecule: messenger RNA, 2157 nt
Organism: Scatophagus argus
Lineage: Eukaryota; Metazoa; Chordata; Actinopteri; Scatophagidae
Gene: sypl2b
Product: synaptophysin-like 2b
Exons: 6
Coding region: 150-884 (244 amino acids)
Cellular component (GO): synaptic vesicle; synaptic vesicle membrane
Source: RefSeq, a predicted model, not a curated record